GGACUUGUCAUGACCUUUAAGUCAAAACACUUAUGAAUGUUGACAAUUCACACCCCCAAAAACGAAUAAAUUUAAAAAUGUGCACAAGUUCGACCAAUCUGCUGAUCGAAGAGGAUUCCUCCAAGGGCAGUAUCCACCCGGAUGGCCUGGCCAAUGAUCUUAUAAACAAGAUUUUCAGGGAGCAUCCUGAGCGUGGUCUCCACGAAGAGUCGGACUCCUUUCCGUCGUCAUCUUUGGGUCAGACCCCGGAAAAAUGUAAGAGCACAGUGGACCAUCGACUGGAGUACUGGAAGAACAUGCUUAUCCAGCGACGGGCGUUGCAAGAAAGACUGCGGAACCAGGUGGGCAGGAUGCCGGAACAGAUGGUCUUCAAUCGCCAGGAAAAGGUAGUGAGGCGUUCGGUGAGGGGCUUUGUGGAGAUUGUCGGACUUCCCUGCCAUUCUGCUGCUGAGCUGUUAGGAGGCAUUGAUCCAAAGGAGGAGUAUCUGAAUGAGGAUUAUUCGAAGAUUUGUGAUCUAGAGGUGGUGGGCAGGAAGUGCCAGGACUAUCAGGAGAUCCCAAUCGCUGAUCCUUGCUCUAAAACCACUAUCAAGAAGAGCUCCACUGAGCUCUCAAGGUCGAGCGGAGGAAAUGAGCUCGUCCAAUCGGUAAUGACGCUCCAACAACCGUCGACCGGCCCAAGUGUCCGUAUCAACGGAUUCCUUUACAUGCCACACGUCCCGGAAUUCUCGCCCAUUGUAGAUAGGACCUUUAUCUGCCAUCCCUUCCGGCGCCAUCUGCGCAGCAUAGUUCGUAUCGAAAAUAGUGGAAACCAUGAGUUACGCUUCAGUUGGAAACAGGUCAACUUCUUUUCGGGCAAUGACACUCUCAUGGAAGCCGACAGCGGAGACUUUGUGUUCGAUGUGGGCCCUUUUAUGCUUUCUCCUGGCGAGUUCCGGGAUGUUACUGUUCUGUAUCAACCGCGUUGCGUGGCUAUUGUAAAGCAACGCUGGCUGCUCUCCACCAAACCACGAAUCUUCUUCUGCCGACCCUGUGGCUUCACAUUGAACCUGAACGGUCGCUGUACUCCGCCCAAGGAAUACCUCAAGCGCCUGGAAAUGGAGACCCUCGAGAAUAUUCCCUUUUUUCCGCCGGUGCAUCUGGAGCAACGGGUCUCGAUCCUCUGUCCAUAUGAUCGGGAGCUGGAUGAGCGUGAGGCUUUCAAUCGACGAAACAGGAGCUUCCAUUGCCAAACCCACGGAGACUUGGAUCUCCUCAAGCAGUUUUACGAGCGGGCAGGGCCCGCACCAUUCCUUCCCUGGGACUACAGUGUGCACUCGCUAAUUCAUCGGGUGUGUAAUGAUCAGGAUGCUCGGCAGCGCAUUGUACACCUAUCGGAACUGACCAAAUUGCUGGACGGUUUGCGAGGAGCACAUGGUCUUCCACUUGGCAGGGCGGACUCAUUUGAAAGGUUGAGGGAACGCUACUACACAAAGGUGCUUUAUGUGCGAGGAAUACUAACCAGCCGCUUGGAGGAAUGGGACGAUCAAGUGCAGCUCCUCCGGACAAGAAUGGCCAGGGGAGAUUACCAGGAGGACUCUACCCAUUCCAAGCACUUUCAUGAUUCGAUAUACAUCCAGUUGUACGGAUUGAUCUGCAAUGCAGCCGAAGAUAUUGUGUCGGUGAUUGAGAGCACAGCUCAGAUUUAG
Molecule: messenger RNA, 1688 nt
Organism: Drosophila rhopaloa
Lineage: Eukaryota; Metazoa; Arthropoda; Insecta; Diptera; Drosophilidae
Exons: 1
Coding region: 33-1688 (551 amino acids)
Source: RefSeq, a predicted model, not a curated record